CCGCCCCACCGGAACGGAGCGGAGCCGCGGUGCCCCUACGGGGAGCGGGCGGUGCGGGGAUGUUCCCGCAGGGGCGGCACCCGCCCGGGCAGCCCUUCAAGUUCUCGGUUUUGGAGAUCUGCGAACGGAUCAAGGAGGAGUUCCAGUUCCUGCAGGCGCAGUACCACAGCCUGAAGCUGGAGUGCGAGAAGCUGCUGAGCGAGAAGACCGAGAUGCAGCGGCAUUAUGUCAUGUACUAUGAGAUGUCCUACGGGCUGAACAUCGAGAUGCACAAACAGGCAGAGAUUGUCAAGAGGCUGAGUGCCAUCUGUGCCCAGAUUGUGCCUUUCCUGACGCAGGAGCACCAGCAGCAGGUCCUGCAGGCAGUGGAGCGGGCCAAGCAGGUCACCAUGGGAGAGCUCAACAGCAUCGUGGGGCAGCAGCAGCUGCAGCACCUCUCCCAUCAGCCCCCCCAGCUGCCACUGACCCCCCACCCCUCUGGUGUGCACAGCCUGCCUGGGGGGGGCCGCGGGGCUGCUGGCCCUGUCGGGGGCACUGAUGGCACAGUCACAGCUGGCAGCCAAGGAGGAGAAAGCAGCGCAGGAGAGCAGAGAGCGCAGCCCCAGCCGGAGCGUGUCAGCAUCUCCAGAGAGCCCUGCUGAUGAGGAGAUGGGGCUGAAGCGGAGCCAGGAGGAGAAGGAGCCGCCUGGGCGUUACGACAGCGACGGGGACAAGAGUGACGACAACCUGGUGGUGGAUGAGGUGAGCCCUGGCUGCCUGCAGGGUGCCGUGCUCUGCUCCCAGCUGGUGCAGGGCUCCGGCUGCAGGGUUUGGGGUUCAUUGGGCUGCUGUGCUGGGGCCCAGUGCAGCGGGAUGCUGGCACAGCUGGGGUUGGUUCUGAGCAUGGCUGAAGGGCUGUGCCUCAUCCCUCUGCCCUCCAGCCCCACAUCGGCUCCUCUCCCACAGCAUCCCAUAUGGGGAGGAGAGCGCAGCCCCUCUGCUCGCCUUCCCCAGCACUCAACCGGACGCCUCACACUCGCGCUGCUCUCUUGGCGCAGCUCAGGGGGUAUUUUUGGGGACGUCCCUUUUGUUUUUCCCAUGGAGGCUCUGGGGAUGGACAGCACACGCAGCGUUUUGUUCUUUUUUUUUAUUUUCUUUUCCUCCCCCUCCUGUCACUUCCCAAGAAAACACAGAAAGGAACCUCAGCCGGGAGUUCUGCGGAGAGCGGCACAUUAAAAACUGCUCGGUGCUGUAAUUGUGGUGAUAAAAAUCACAGCCCUAAUUGAAGGCUUAUAGGGGAGCGAGAGCUGACGGGUGGCCUUGCCUCCAAAUCCUCCCCCUCCGGCAUGGAGGGGCUGCAGUUCCUGCCCCACAAAGACCCCUUUUCUCCUCAGGACCCCCCCUCGGAGCCCAGCAGCCCUGGCAGCCGCCCCCCCCCGGCCCAGGAUGUCCCCGAGAGCCCAGCC
Centrocercus urophasianus (Greater sage-grouse) is the source of this 1445-nucleotide messenger RNA. Its product is annotated as transducin-like enhancer protein 2. Gene Ontology annotation, molecular function: transcription corepressor activity; protein binding. Gene Ontology annotation, biological process: negative regulation of canonical Wnt signaling pathway; regulation of DNA-templated transcription. The record is from RefSeq and is a predicted model, not a curated record. Lineage: Eukaryota; Metazoa; Chordata; Aves; Galliformes; Phasianidae. The coding region runs from base 60 to 641 and encodes 193 amino acids. The transcript is spliced from 10 exons. Gene Ontology annotation, cellular component: transcription regulator complex; nucleus.